Molecule: messenger RNA, 3932 nt
Organism: Papilio polytes (common Mormon)
Lineage: Eukaryota; Metazoa; Arthropoda; Insecta; Lepidoptera; Papilionidae
Exons: 15
Coding region: 275-2764 (829 amino acids)
Biological process (GO): proton transmembrane transport
Cellular component (GO): membrane
Molecular function (GO): proton channel activity
Source: RefSeq, a predicted model, not a curated record
UACGCGGACGCGAGUUGGCGUCUGGCUUCAGCCUUGAUCACGCGUUUGCGCCGCUUCGAUACAACGCGAAUUUAUUAUUAUUUUUUUUUAUUGACUGUUAGUUGCCAGUACACAUUGUCUGUGGUUAUUAGUGGCUUUACAGAUUGAGUAAAAACUUUUUGUAGACUGUGGCUGUUCUUAACUCGGUUGUGGUGUGAAUACAAUGGGACUUCGUUUAUAGUGAUUUUCGUCGCGAGAAAAUGAAAACGUGCGCGUACGUGAAUUCUACAUCGCGAUGCAGCGUUGCCCCUACAUCCACGAGAUGAAGGAGCGGCUGCUGGGCGCGCCCCCCGAAACCCCGGACACGAGGGAGGCCAGAGAGGCGCGGGAGGCGAGGUUAGCGGGGGAGGGACCCCGUGACCGCGCACUCGAACAAAUUCAAGACACCCAGGUCGGCACCAUCGUCAAACUGAAUUCCGACGGGUACGGUUCGCAUACGUCGCCGGCGCGGGCACCGCUGGUGACGGAUGAAUGCGAGGCGCCCGCGGAUGAGACGGACGCUCUGUCGCCCACAGAAGCAGUACUACGGUACAGAGCUUGCUGUCAGCCGGACACUACGCCCAAAAAUGCCAAAACCUCACUAUUCAUCAUCUCAAGUUUUAUUUACGCUAAACUACUGGUAGUGGUUUGCAUCGCGUACGUGAUCAGCGAUGUCAUCACCCACAACCUCCCGCUCUAUUACUACGAGGGUUUCUUCACCUAUUUGUAUGGAAUGAGCAUACUGUUCCUGCUCUACGUCUUCUGUUUCCUACUUCAGGAAAGUGCUUGCUGCAACGGUAGCCCGCCAAAACCGAAGCCACCGCCGAAAGAAAAGAAACCCAAGAAAGAAAAGGAAAAGAAGACCAAAGAUAAAGAAGGAAAGGAAGGCAAGGAUGGAAAAGACGGUAAAAAAGAUUGCAAGAAGGAAGGGAAAUCCAAGGACAAGGACAAGGAUGCCGGAAAGGAGAAGGCGACUAAAGAGAGCAAGAAGCAAAGUCAAUUCCAGGAGGUGUAUCCACGUAAGAUGCGCGAUAAAGUACGACAACAACAAUUACAAAUGCAAAUGGCUCAGUUGUAUGCGUCCGAUCAGCAACAAGAUGUCGUGGAGUUGGAAGCCGGUCCUGUUGCAAGACCAAUGCGCCGGCGAAAGACUUCGCAGAACGACCAUAGCCACGGAAGCUUCUUCCUUAGAAUUGGCGCAAUUGCAUUUGGCCUGGGCACCAUGAUCUACAAUGGAUUGGAAUUCGGAACAUUCUUUGAGUUGCCUUUAGAUUCACCUUGUUAUCUCAUUCUCAAAGGUGUCAACCCAGUGCUGCAGAUGGUCUUUACAUUUAUGCAAAUGUAUUUUAUUUUUAUGAAUUCGAGAUUGAACAUCCAUCGGUUCAAAGUAAUCGCUCGAUUCGGCCUCAUGCACGUUGUCGCUACCAACAUUUGUGUUUGGAUUCGCACUCUGGUGCUGGAAUCUCUGAAAGAGAUUACCGAUUACCAUGUAAAGAAUCCUCAGGGUAUCCCUGGUGAAGGCAUACUUGGAAAAGUCAUCCGGAAACAUACCUUGAGACAUUCUGGUAAAGUAUUUGGCGCGGCUACCACUGCCGCUACGAGCGUCGCAGCCACAGCAGUCUCUAUGGCCAAGAGUACAAGCGAUCAGAUACUGAAUGUCGUCACCACCACCGUUGCUGCACCUACUACCACUUCAACUACGACUAAUUCAACGGAACUGUUCGAGUCUUUCGAUAUCUUGAACCCGGCGGCCCUGAUUGCCAAUAUCGAUAAUACAACUGUCUGUGGAAGGAAUCCAAUCAUGGGCACCAUCGUAACUGACUCCGCUCCAUAUCUUUACCCGUUUAUCAUUGAGUAUUCGCUUAUCGGUGCUGCCGUCAUUUACGUUAUGUGGAAGCAUAUUGGAAGAUACCCAAGCGUGGCGAACGAUGAAGAUCUGGAAAGACGUCUGGAAGCUGUUCUCUCCCGCAGGGCGGCGGCGCUGGCGGCUGCGCAGCGCGGCAACCGUGUCGACUGUGCCGGAGCUUCCAAGGGCCUCUUCUGUGGAUUGCUGCUUUUGGUCGCAUCUCUUAUCUGCUUGAUCUUAUUCUUCGUCUUGAUCAGACAUCACGAACUGAAGCGUCUCUCGAUUUACUUGGCCGAUGUCUCCCACUGCGCUCUCAUGGUCUUGUCGAUUUUGGCCAUUUUGAUUGGGUUUAUACGUGGUCGUAAAUUAAAAUGGAGCGCCAAUCCUUCCUGUACCGAGCCUCUUCGCAGGGUGCAAUCUUUGAAGUUUCGUUCAGAAGAACAAUCGGAUUUGAAUGACAUCUUGCUCCGUGUAUCUGCGUUUGGACUCUUCGUAUACGCCGUGUUCAGCGUCAUCGCCGGCGGUAUGGGCGCUUUCACUCAUGAACCGAACUUGCUCGUCAUGAUUACUGGAUGUUUAAGCGUGCUCCAGGUGGUUCUUCAGCUGUUGUUCAUUGCUGACGUGUCUCGUCGCCGCGUGCACCUUCCCGAACAGGAGCGCAGCAAGCCCGCGCGCCAGGCUGUCACCUUCUUGCUUAUCUGCAACGUUACCAUGUGGCUCAUCUACACCUUCGAGGCCCAGAAAGUUCUCGCUAACCCGGUGCAACUUGAUUUCUACGGUUUUGUUGCCUGGUCGCUGGUACAACGGUUCACUCUGCCACUUUGCAUCUUCCAUCGUUUCCACUCCGCGGUCACUCUCGCUGAGAUCUGGAAGACUAGCUACAAAGCGCGUCUUGAGUGAACGCAUCCAUAAAUGGAUUCAAAAUCCAUUCUUCGAGAAUCAGAAACCCAUUACUAUUCAGGGUGAAAGAUAUCGAUUUCGUCCUCGUCCGGGACAGCAAUUUUAAUAGGUAGAGCAAAUAAAUUUGUUGCUAGAUUUGAAUCGUCUUGCUCUUUCGUCUUAAUAUAGUUAUAGGAUUGGAUUAGUACUUUGAGAUGUUUCGAUAAUCUAGAAUCGGAAUGCUCUCCCAGAGUUCAUAACUCGCUGCCGCAAGAAAAGACCACCUACCACGCAUGUCGAUUUAUUAUGUUGGUUAUUAUCCUGAAAAUAUCAUUUUUACUCUUACUUACAUUCCAUGCUCAUUUACCGCUUCAAUAUUUACAAAUUAAUUUUCUUGGAAGACUGACUACGGAGACUUAACCCAAACUUAUCAAUUUCGAAAUAAAAAAUACAUUCAACAUUUCUUUAUACGUAAAAAUUUGCUCAUAUCUUGAAAUUUUAUUCUAUACCUACUUAAUGUUUGGAAAAAUAUUUUUUUUUAGAAUGAAUGUUACUCAGUUGAACGAAAAUUUGUAAUACGAUUUAAUCCCUGUUGUGAAGCGUUCCCUCCUCUGUUAGACAUAAUUUUUGUGCCAUCAUUUUAGGAUAAGACAUAACACGAAUUGACAAUAUUUUACAUAAUUUUCUUUAUUCUGACGAUGGCGUGACGCGUGAUUGCGAACAAAAACAAUAACAAACAUACAAUGAAAUUCUAUCAAUAAAAAAAUGAGACCAGAUUUCAGUAUAAUUAGAGUAUUCGAUGUUUGUGUGUACUUUCAAAUUAGUAGUGAUUUUAAAGAUAGAAAAUUGCUAUAUUAAAUUUUCAGAAGAUUUAUUAGCCAACAUAUUAUUCGGGAUAAGCAAGUAGAAUUCUAUUAAAAGUUUAAUACGUAUAUUUACUUUUAAGAGUUAGAUAACAUUUUACAUAUAUCUAUUUAAAUGUACUUAAACGUAGAGAUUUACAACGGUAUGCCGCAGAUCGCAGUAAACUGCUUCGGACAGAUCGUUUCGAUAUUUCAGUUUAAGACAUUUUCAAUUGCAAGGGGCCAUAAAAUAAAAUGUUUAAUUCAUCGCACACCACUAUAGCGCUAACAUUUGAUUAGCUCACUCUCAGAUAAUUAAACAUCGAUUAGUUGUCGUAGUUAUUAAA